This is a messenger RNA of Vigna angularis (adzuki bean), 761 nucleotides long. RefSeq lists its product as uncharacterized. The transcript has 3 exons. Lineage: Eukaryota; Viridiplantae; Streptophyta; Magnoliopsida; Fabales; Fabaceae. The coding region runs from base 186 to 761 and encodes 191 amino acids. The record is from RefSeq and is a predicted model, not a curated record.
CAUUUGACAUUCCAAAUGUCCCAACACUUAGAAAUAAGUGUUUGUCAACUGUUGCAGAAAAUUUCAGAAACUUUAAAAGCAAGUUGACAUCAAGGUACAUCUUUGGACACCUUAAACAUAAAACUCCAUGUAAUGCAUAUAAGUCCAUUGAUGAGGAGACUUGGCGGGUUUUUAAAGAGAGUCGGAUGUCAGAGGAAUGGCAGGCAAUUAGAAGCAAAGCACAAGGAACAAGUGCUAAGAACAAAAACCCCCACCUAUUAUCUCGUGGUGGGUAUAGGAAGCUUGAGGAGAAAAUCCUCAAGCAAAAGGCAGAUGCUAUACCACCAUCUCAGAGUGGUAGCCCUCCUCAGCCUCCUUCUCCACCGUCUAGACAUGAGAAAUGGAAGUUGGCCCGUAUGCGACCAUCGGGCACCUACUCUUCCGACACUGCACGAGAGAUUUCUGAAAAAAUUGACGCCUUGGUUGAGCAGAGCUCCCAAGGCCAAUUCACUCCAGAGGGUCGCCAGGAUAUUCUUGCUGCUGCAAUUGGACGACCUGAGCACCCUGGACGUGUACGUGCUGCAGGUCCUGGAGUAGGCAUUACGGAUUAUUUUGGGAGCUCUUCUCGUCAGCCUUCAUAUUCGUACAGCGAUACACAAAGGAUGACAGAAGAGAUCACAAAAAAGGUCCGACAAGACCUUAUGCAGGAGAUCAGGGCCGAGGUGAGGGCUGAAUUCCAGAUGCUCUACCAGGAGCAGUUUCAGAGCAUGCGUCCGAUGUAG